AUGUCCAAUACACAAAAUACGCAAAACCUCGCCAUUCACCGGGAAACCUCGUCGGAGGAACGGGACCAAAUUGAUCGGUCGACCAAGAAAUCCAAAAGGAAAAUCACGCACCUAAUCUUCAAUCAAGAACCCCCAAAUGAGACCACUGACCCCCAACGAAACCCCCCAAAAUCAACACAACCUCCACCCAAUGGAAAUCCCCCUCCAUCGAAGGGUGUAUCAUUUCGUGACAUGGUGGCGAUGGAUCAAUCACUACUGAGGACAAACAACUUUGAAGAUGAGGAUGACCUCUCUGAUGACGAUGAGCAGCCGGAAAACCACGUGGAAGACCCAAAAUGCCCUAUGAUUCUGCUAUCAAAAGAAGAGAAACAAAGGAUUCGCCGGCCAUGGAAACAUGCCCUCAUCAUUAAGAUGUUCGACAGCAAAAUUGGCUAUAUGUCUUUGAUGAAGCGUCUCAAGAAGAAAUGGGAACUCAAUGGAGGACUUGUCCUAACGGAUAUUGGGCACGACUACUUCAUAGCCCGAUUCUCGAACAUAGGUGAUUAUAACCACGUCCUCACUCAGGGACCAUGGAUGUUGGAUGAUAAUUAUCUCACGAUUCGCAAGUGGAUCCCCAAUUUCAUCCCUGAUAAUUCACCAAUGCGACAUUUAACCGCCUGGGUACGUAUCCCACAUCUAUCAGUGGAAUAUUUUGAUAAGGAAUUCCUACACAAGAUUGGCAGCAAAAUUGGCAAAGUCACUCGGAUUGACAACAACACAGCGCUUGCACAACGUGGACAAUUUACUCGACUAAGUGUAGAGCUGGACCUCUCCAAACCACUCCUCUCAAAGUUUUGGCUCCGAGGUAAAAUCUGGCAAGUACAGUACGAGGGUCUUAGAAUGAUAUGCUUCCAAUGUGGCAAAAUAGGUCAUCAAGGUGAAAAUUGCUCAUCACACAUUGAACCAAGCACAGUUUAUAAUCAAAAGAAUAGGGAUGAAGAAGACAAGCAAAAGGAUGUGAUCAUCCAAACCGUUGAAGAAAAGGACUUUGGAGAGUGGAUGAUGGUCAAAAAACCACCCCCUCGCCGGAGAAUUGCUAGACCGGAAAAACAACAAGGAGAAACGGCGAAGGAAAAUCCUGGAAAGGCGGCCAAUCAGGAGCAAUCACAGGGAAAUCAAAGAGAAAAAUCUGGUGGGUCAAGAUUCACAAUCUUAAGGGCGCAAAAUACGGAUAAUAUUACGCACAAUAUCUUGAACGUCCAAAAUCAAGAUAACACUGUGCAUAAUGAGCUUCACACAAUCUCCACAAAUAUGGAAACAAUUGACCUCGGCAAAUCUUCUCAAAUCACCAAUAUUGGCUCGCAAGGGAAUCCCUUUAAUAUUGGAAAAUCAAAUAAGAAUUCCAGUAAUUACGGCCAAUUAUGGGAAGUGCUAAGAAGUGGCAAGAAGUACGGAAAAAGAAUUUGA
This is a messenger RNA of Spinacia oleracea (spinach), 1446 nucleotides long. RefSeq lists its product as uncharacterized. The record is from RefSeq and is a predicted model, not a curated record. The transcript has a single exon. Lineage: Eukaryota; Viridiplantae; Streptophyta; Magnoliopsida; Caryophyllales; Amaranthaceae. The coding region runs from base 1 to 1446 and encodes 481 amino acids. Gene Ontology annotation, molecular function: nucleic acid binding; zinc ion binding.